This is a messenger RNA of Oryza brachyantha (malo sina), 957 nucleotides long. RefSeq names its product 30S ribosomal protein S20, chloroplastic. Gene Ontology annotation, cellular component: small ribosomal subunit; ribosome. NCBI's taxonomy places the organism in Eukaryota, Viridiplantae, Streptophyta, Magnoliopsida, Poales, Poaceae. Gene Ontology annotation, biological process: translation. Bases 65 to 637 code for a protein of 190 amino acids. The record is from RefSeq and is a predicted model, not a curated record. Gene Ontology annotation, molecular function: structural constituent of ribosome; small ribosomal subunit rRNA binding. The transcript is spliced from 3 exons.
ACAUCAUCGCCGCAGGCACGAGGUGGCGCUGCGCUACUCGAGCUCACUCCUCCACGCCGCAGCCAUGGCGACUGCCACCUCGCCGCUCUUCUCCCUCUCCUCCCUCUCCGCCUCCCUCCCUUUCCCUGCCCGGACAGCCCCCGCGUCUCUCUCCCUCCGCGCCUUCUCCCCGCGUGCCCGCCUCUCCGCCUCCUACGCCGCCUUCCCCAUCGGUGGCUUCGGGGCAUGGGCGACGGCGUCGGCGUCGGGGAGGUCGAGGAGGAGGGGACUCGAGGUGGUCUGCGAGGCGACCAAGACCGGGAAGCGGCCGGACUCGGUCAAGAAGAGGGAGCGGCAGAACGACCGGCACCGCAUCCGCAACCAUGCCCGCAAGGCCGAGAUGCGCACCAGGAUGAAGAAGGUUUUGAAAGCCCUGGAAAAGCUGCGGAAGAAACCUGAUGCAACACCUGAAGAUAUCAUUCAAAUAGAGAAAUGGAUUUCUGAGGCAUACAAAGCCAUUGACAAGACAGUGAAGGUUGGCGCCAUGCACAGGAAUACUGGUAAUCAUCGCAAGUCCAUUCUUGCAAGGAGGAAGAAGGCCAUUGAGAUACUCCGUGGUUGGUAUGUUCCAAAUGCUGAACCUGCUGCUACCACCUAGUUUAUUGACAAAUGGUCAUUACGAAUUCGCAGCAGAUUCAUUUUCGGCGUGUCUUGCCAAUUUUGGGCAUUCACAUGUUGUUUAAGGAACUAAAUAGUUUGUUAUACUCUGAUGUGUAUACCUCUAGUCCAUGUUCUGUGUACAUGUGCUUGCCCAGUACUGGAAACGUUUACAUAGAGUUGGGCCAGUGCUUCCCUCCCACUUCUGUUUUCCUUCACAUGAUCACAUCACUGUUGUAAAAUUCCAAAUUGAAAUAUAUUUUCUUUCUAUGGUGAAGAUGUCUUCAAAGCUCAAAGUAAUUCACUCAGUGUUAAGGGUUU